UCCUGCAACCUCUUCAUAAAGAAAUCUAACCUACUAACUUAAUUUCCUGUAUGAUUGUCGGUAAUUUACACGAAAUGUCCCCGAGCGAUACCACUGUGGUGGAAAAGGUGGCCCUAGAAAAACUUGUUACCUUCUGCGAACGUUUGCAGCGUACGUAUCAACAAAUCAGGACCCUCUCUAGCACGGAACGUUCCAAUGUGGACAAAACUGUAGCCAAAGCAUCGCGGUAUGAACAGCUGCAGAGAAUCAACAACCCAGCGGCAGCGACACCUUGCUACUCCGAACAACAGGUGGAGCAGAUUCAGAUAGAGAGCCUUCACGAAAUCAACAACCGACUGAUUGCCAGUGGACAGUUGAUCCGUCAAAUGGUGAACGAUUAUCACGAACUGCUCAGAAGCUACCAAGAGCUCGAGCAAGCAGCACAGAAACUUCACUGGCCCGGAACCGGAUGCAAUCUCAUCGCUGGAAACGCGAAACGGAAACCCUUGGAGCAUUACCUUCAGGGAGGAUUUCGGAUCACGUAUCAACUGAAUGGAUUCGUGGCUCGACUCAAGCUUGUUUUCAGUGCCGUUGACGUUCGGCAGGUCGGCUCCAUACAAAAGUUUCGCGAUAGUCUGAAGUUGUCCGAUGAACUCGAUCUGUAUUUACGGGAGUUUCUCGCUUAUGCUGUGUUUGUUUGCUGA
Molecule: messenger RNA, 683 nt
Organism: Ochlerotatus camptorhynchus
Lineage: Eukaryota; Metazoa; Arthropoda; Insecta; Diptera; Culicidae
Exons: 2
Coding region: 51-683 (210 amino acids)
Source: RefSeq, a predicted model, not a curated record